CUGAGAGUCGUCAAGCGCACGUGAGAACAGGCGGUUCCACAUUAGUUACAGACACAGGUGAACUGUGCAUUUUAAACAAAUUAAAGGUUUAGUCUUCAUACUCGCAGACAUGUCUUCGUUUAGAAAAGCCCUGAAAUCUAAACAGCGGGAUCACAAAGAGCGAUCUCAGCCCGGAUUCAGGAAGAAUUUGGGACUCUUGGAAAAGAAGAAGGACUACAAACUUCGUGCAGAUGACUACCAUCGUAAACAGAAAACCCUCAAUGCCUUGCGUAAAAAGGCAAUGGACAAGAACCCAGAUGAAUUCCACUUUAAAAUGAUACACUCUCAAUUAAAGGAUGGAGUUCAUGUGGCUAAACAAAAAGAGGAAGAGAUGACUGAGGAACAGAAGAAAAUCAUGAGGACUCAAGACAUUAGAUAUGUGGAAAUGAAGAGGGUGGCAGAGGCUAAGAAAAUUGAAAGAUUGAAGUCUGAACUGCAUCUUCUGGAUGCAGAUGGUAAACAGAAAAAUAAGCACACUUUUUUUGUGGACACCAAAAAAGAAGUGGAGGAGUUUGACCUUAUCACACACCUGAACACAGUGCCUGAGCUGGUCGAUCGAGCUUAUAACAGACCUACCCUGGAUACCCUGGUGAACAAGAGCAUUCUGGGAGCUGUGGAACCCAAAACAGUACAGAAACUGGCCAAACAGCGAAAGCUUCAGUAUGAUGAACUGUCUCAGCGUAUUGACCGAGAAAAAAAGAUGUUCAUCAUCAGUCAGAAGAUCCAGACACGCAAAGACCUUCAAGACAAGAACAAGAAAGUGAAGGUGCAGAAGGAGACGACCACUGCUCCUGCUGUUUAUAAAUUUGAGGCCAAGAGGAGAAGAUAAAAGAUCUCCACCAUUAGGAGUUGAUGUAUCCAAGAGAGACUUUGAACUACUGCCCCAGCCCAACUAGUUUGGGGAAGUGGAAGGACAGUAGAUGGGCGAUGUGGUUCUGGACACCCUUUGGGUUUUGGUAGUAACUUAAAGCUUUGAAAAUCUGCUGGUUAUUUUUCUCAUUCUCUAAUAUUUUGUAAAUGGUUUUUCUUGUAGAUGUAACAUACUGAAAUAUUUCUAUAAAAGUUGUGUACUUAUUAAAGCA
Electrophorus electricus (electric eel) is the source of this 1121-nucleotide messenger RNA. RefSeq names its product UTP11 small subunit processome component (gene utp11). NCBI's taxonomy places the organism in Eukaryota, Metazoa, Chordata, Actinopteri, Gymnotiformes, Gymnotidae. The record is from RefSeq and is a predicted model, not a curated record. Gene Ontology annotation, cellular component: nucleolus; small-subunit processome. Gene Ontology annotation, biological process: rRNA processing.